This is a messenger RNA of Saccostrea echinata, 564 nucleotides long. RefSeq lists its product as uncharacterized. Bases 1 to 564 code for a protein of 187 amino acids. The transcript is spliced from 4 exons. Lineage: Eukaryota; Metazoa; Mollusca; Bivalvia; Ostreida; Ostreidae. The record is from RefSeq and is a predicted model, not a curated record.
AUGAACUCGGUCAGGGAAAGCUUUUUUUUAAAACAAGACUACUUCUCUAGUGACACAAACAAACUUAUGACAGAAGGUAGCAACACGAUUAUAAAUGCAACAUUUAGACAAAGAGAUGGUUUGAAGUAUAUGGACCUUAGGUGCAAGGUGGAUGUGAACAAACUGGAAGUAGAUGUUAGAAAGGUGUAUGAGUUUUACAUAUUUUAUGUGCCUUAUCCGAAGUGGCCAAACGCACGCGUGAUGCUGGCAGCCUUUGUGGCUGGGAAAUCUCUGUUUGUGAAAUCCUACAGAAUCCGAAUGUUUCCACAAUUAAAAAGAUUUCUUGAUGUAACCAAAAAGAAAUAUUGGAAAGGUGAAGAAGGCCCUGGGAAAUCUGCCUAUUUUGAAAUCUCUAUCCCUCUUGAUAUCUGUGACACCCUGACGGGGGCCUUCCAGUGUCAGGCUAAGAUCGUGGCGUCAGGCCUGUCAGAGAAUAAGAAAUACACAAUGGUCAUAGGGUGGUACCGCUUAAACAAUAGACUGUUUACCACUAAAGAUCAAGACUGUAAAGAAGGUAAAAGAUAA